Messenger RNA from Zootoca vivipara (common lizard), 8057 nucleotides. RefSeq names its product collagen type V alpha 2 chain (gene COL5A2). Gene Ontology annotation, molecular function: protein binding; extracellular matrix structural constituent. Gene Ontology annotation, cellular component: extracellular matrix. The record is from RefSeq and is a predicted model, not a curated record. NCBI's taxonomy places the organism in Eukaryota, Metazoa, Chordata, Lepidosauria, Squamata, Lacertidae.
UGCAUGUGAAUAAAAAAAAAAUAAUAGAGGGAAAAAGUUUGAGCGGAGAGAGGGAAGCGAGUUCUGAUUCGGUUGUUUACCAUCAAUCACGCUGUUCCUUGCCAGGGACUGGAUGAUUAUGAGCCUCAAGAAACUGAAAAGGGGCAGGAAAAAAAGUGGAGGCAGCAUUCUUCCUAUUUAAAGCUGCAUCACUUGGGGGGGGGGGAGUGUUUGCAGACUCUGCGAGAGCUAGUGCAGUUUUUUUUUUUUAAAGCAGGCAAGCAUCGGGGAACUAGCAGACUUCUUUUCUUUUUCAUCCUGCGUGAGUGCUGAAAGGAAAAGAGCUGGCUUCAUGGUGUUCAAAUAAUAUUUUUACACUUUUUUUUGCACCCCCGCCCCAGGAGGAGGAUAUACAUGUCUAAUAUUUAGACAUGAUGGCAACCUGGACUCAAAGAAGAACUUUGGUCAUUCUUAUUGCUUUUCUAGGAUGUUUGGGAACAAUACGAACACAAGAGGAAGAAGAGUUUGAAGGGGAACUAGAUACCGAAGAGGUUGCCUGCACGCAGAAUGGCCAGGUGUAUCUGAACAGAGACAUUUGGAAGCCGUCCCCAUGUCAGAUUUGCGUUUGCGACAGCGGAGCCAUUCUCUGUGAUGAGAUCCAAUGUCUCGAUGUGCUGGAAUGUGAAAGUCCGCAGGUCCCUCCAGGAGAGUGCUGCCCUGUGUGCCCAAACACAGGGCGCAAUGGAUUUGAAGGUGCUAUUGGUAGAGGACGGAAGGGUCAAAAAGGAGAACCUGGAAUUGUGCCAGUGGUUACAGGUAUUCGAGGUCGGCCCGGACCAGCUGGGCCUCCAGGAUCCCAAGGACCAAGAGGAGAUAGAGGACCAAAAGGAAGACCUGGUGCACGUGGUCCUCCAGGAAUAGAUGGGGAACCUGGUAUACCUGGACAGCCUGGCGACCCUGGGCCUCCUGGUCAACCAUCCACAGGGCCAGAUGGAGUGGGCAGACCAUUUACAUCUCAGAUGGCAGGCCUGGAUGAAAAGUCCGGGCUUGCUGGCCAAAUGGGAUUCAUGCCCGGAGCAGUGGGUCCUGUGGGUCCACGGGGGCCUCAAGGUCUGCAAGGACAACCUGGUGCUCAAGGCCCUUCUGGCCCUCCAGGUGAACACGGGGAUCCCGGGCCAAUGGGGCCAGCUGGUGUUCGUGGUCCAGAAGGCCCUCCGGGGAAACCUGGCGAAGACGGUGAGGCUGGCAGAUCAGGACAACCUGGAGAAGUUGGAUUCCCAGGAUCUCCAGGUGCUCGCGGUUUUCCUGGCGCUCCUGGCCUUCCAGGUUUAAAGGGCCAUAGGGGACAUAAAGGACUCGAAGGCCCUAAGGGUGAAAUGGGAGCCACUGGAUCUAAGGGGGAACUUGGUCCAUCGGGUCAGAUGGGUUCACCAGGCCCUAUGGGUCCUCGAGGAAUGGCAGGAGAAAGAGGACGAAUUGGGCCACAGGGAGCUCCAGGGGGUCGUGGUUCUCACGGUAUGCCAGGGAAGCCAGGGCCAAUGGGCCCCCUUGGUAUUGCUGGUUCACCAGGUUUUCCAGGCAUUCCUGGCAGGAAGGGUGAAGCUGGUCCAACAGGUGCACGUGGUCCGGAAGGUCCUCAGGGACAAAGAGGUGAAACAGGUCAGCCGGGUCCUGCAGGAACAUUUGGCCUUCCUGGCUCCCCCGGUACGGAUGGUUCCCAAGGUACUAAAGGGCCAUCGGGCUCUCCAGGCACUUCAGGUCCACCUGGCUCACCGGGACCUCUUGGUUCUACAGGACCACAAGGGAGCACAGGUCCCCCUGGCAUCAGAGGGCAAAUGGGAGAUCCUGGUGUGCCCGGUUUCAAAGGAGAAGCAGGCCCUAAAGGUGAACCGGGUCCACACGGCCCUCAGGGUCCAAUUGGCCCCGUGGGUGAAGAAGGGAAAAGAGGUCCUCGUGGUGACCCAGGGUCAGUUGGCCCUCCUGGACCUUUGGGAGAAAGGGGUCCUCCCGGAAAUCGUGGCUUUCCAGGUUCUGAUGGCUUGCCGGGACCAAAGGGCGCUCAAGGAGAACGUGGUUCUGCAGGGGCUUCUGGUCCUAAAGGAAGUCAAGGUGAUCCCGGUCGAACAGGAGAACCAGGCCUCCCAGGUGCCAGGGGCCUUACAGGGAAUCCAGGUGUUUCAGGCCCAGAAGGAAAAUCUGGACCCUUGGGAGCUUCAGGAGAAGAUGGCCGACCAGGCCCAGCAGGUCCAAUAGGAAUUCGAGGCCAGCCAGGUAGCAUGGGUCUCCCUGGGCCAAAAGGCAGUAGUGGAGACCCUGGAAAACCUGGAGAAGCAGGCAAUGCUGGUGUCCCAGGGCAGAGAGGAGCUCCUGGAAAAGAUGGUGAAGUUGGCCCUGCUGGUCCCGUUGGUCCACCUGGACUAGCAGGAGAAAGAGGGGAACAAGGUCCCCCGGGUCCUACAGGUUUCCAGGGCUUACCUGGUCCUCCGGGUCCUCCAGGUGAGGGUGGAAAGCCAGGUGAUCAGGGUGUUCCUGGUGACCCUGGAGUUACAGGCCCUUUGGGUCCAAGGGGUGAACGUGGCAAUCCAGGUGAGAGAGGAAAUCCAGGAUCAUCUGGUCUUCAGGGGGAAAAGGGAAUGGCUGGAGGUCAAGGUCCUGAUGGUCCAAAGGGGAAUCCUGGCCCCUCUGGAACUCCUGGGGAUCAAGGGCCACCAGGUCUUCAGGGUAUGCCGGGAGAAAGAGGCAUUGCUGGAACUCCUGGUCCCAAAGGCGAUAGGGGCAGUAUAGGAGAAAAAGGCAGUGAAGGCACAGCUGGCAACGACGGCGCAAGAGGUCUCCCAGGUCCAUUAGGCCCAGGUGGCCCCGCAGGUCCUGCUGGUGAAAAGGGUGAACCUGGCCCUCGAGGUUUAGUCGGUCCUGCAGGCUCUCGUGGAAAUCCUGGUUCCCGUGGUGAAAAUGGCCCAACUGGUCCGGUUGGCUUUGCUGGUCCCCAGGGGCCUGAUGGUCAACCAGGUGUGAAAGGUGAACCUGGGGAGCCUGGGCAGAAAGGAGAUGCUGGAUCUCCAGGACCCCAAGGUCUUUCAGGGUCUCAUGGACCACCAGGUCCUUCUGGGGUUCCUGGACUAAAAGGUGGCCGUGGUACUAAAGGCCCCCCCGGUGCUACAGGAUUCCCUGGAUCUGCUGGAAGAGUAGGGCCCCCGGGACCUACCGGAGCUACUGGCCCAGCUGGGCCUCUUGGUGAACCAGGCAAAGAAGGUCCUCCCGGUCUUCGUGGAGAUCCUGGCUCUCAUGGUCGAGUAGGGGAUCGAGGUCCUGCAGGGCCACCUGGCAGUCCUGGAGACAAAGGAGACUCAGGAGACGAUGGACAACCUGGUCCUGAUGGUCCUCCGGGCCCUGCUGGAACUACUGGCCAGAGAGGCAUUGUGGGUAUGCCAGGUCAACGUGGAGAAAGGGGUAUGCCUGGGCUACCUGGUCCUGCUGGCACACCAGGAAAACAAGGCCCAACAGGACCACCAGGAGACAAAGGUCCUUCUGGGCCACUAGGUCCUCCAGGUACCCAUGGCCCGGUGGGUGAAGCAGGUUCAGAAGGGCCUGCUGGCAAUGAUGGUACCCCAGGACGAGAUGGAGCUGUUGGAGAAAGGGGUGACCGUGGCGAACCUGGACCUGCAGGCGUUCCUGGUUCUGUGGGUUCUCCAGGCACUCCAGGGCCAGUUGGGUCUCCAGGGGAUGCAGGACUAAGGGGUGAAGCAGGCUCUCGAGGUCCAAUGGGCCCUUCUGGCCGUGCUGGAAAACGAGGUUUGCCUGGUCCCCAAGGUCCUCGUGGUGACAAAGGGGACAACGGAGAUAGAGGGGACAGGGGACAGAAGGGUCACCGAGGCUUCACUGGUCUUCAAGGUCUCCCUGGACCUCCUGGUCCUAUUGGUGAACAAGGCAGUUCUGGGAUUCCAGGUCCAUUUGGCCCUAGAGGUCCUCCAGGUCCCGUUGGGCCUUCAGGUAAAGAAGGAAAUCCUGGACCACAUGGGCCAGUUGGACCUCCAGGUGUAAGAGGAACUUUAGGAGAAGCAGGACCUGAGGGUCCACCAGGUGAUCCGGGCCCCCCAGGUCCCCCGGGCCCCCCAGGCCAUCUCACUGCUGCACUUGGGGACAUCAUGGGACACUAUGAUGAUAUGAUGCACGAUCCACUGCCAGAAUUCACAGAAGACGAAGCUGCCCCAGAUGACAACAAUAAAACAGACCCGGGAGUCCAUGCCACGCUGAAGUCGCUGAGUAGUCAGAUCGAAACAAUGCGGAGCCCUGAUGGAUCUAAGAAACACCCAGCCCGCACCUGUGAUGACCUGAGGCUGUGUCAUCCAUCCAAGAAGAGUGGAGAAUACUGGAUUGAUCCCAAUCAGGGUUGUGUGGAAGAUGCUAUCAAAGUCUUCUGCAAUUUGGAAACAGGAGAAUCGUGUAUACCUGCCAACCCAGCUAGCAUCCCACGUAAAACGUGGUGGACUAGUAGAUCAUCUGACCUAAAGCCCGUAUGGUAUGGACAUGAUAUGAAUAGAGGUUCACAGUUUGUCUACGGAGAUAGCGAGUCACCCAACACUGCUGUCACUCAAAUGACUUUCCUCCGCUUGCUGUCCAAAGAAGCUUCUCAGAAUAUCACCUACCUUUGCAAGAACAGCAUAGGGUACAUGGAUGACCAAGCCAAGAACCUGAAGAAAGCUGUGGUGCUGAAGGCAGCUAAUGACCUUGAGAUCAAAGCUGAAGGAAACAGCCGCUUUAGAUACACUGUCCUUCAAGACAGCUGCAGCAAACGCAACGGGAACGCGGGCAGCACUGUCUUCGAAUACAAAACGCAGAAUGUGGCACGCUUACCUAUAGUCGACAUUGCUCCAGUGGACAUUGGAAGUGCAGACCAAGAGUUUGGAAUAGAGAUUGGGCCAGUUUGUUUUGUGUAGUAAAAAAAGAAAGGAAGGAAGAAUAAUAAAAAAUAAAAAGGGGAAAAAAACAUACAUAUUCACAAGCAUUGGGAAACAACAGCAACAAAACACAAGAACUUAGACUGAGUGAAGUUAAUCCUGAGACUCUUGAAAUAAUGGCUGAUAUUGGAAUCAGCAUUGUAUAUAACAGUUCUUUCUAAUUCCCUGGCCUGCUUUAGUUUAUUUAUUUUACUGACUUACACACCUUCAGUCUUAAUUGUCCCAAGUCAACUUUUAAAUGAAGUAAUAGGACUUUAGAAGGACAAAUGACCACCCUUUGAUGCAAAAAUAGCUAACAUAUACGUUUCUUGAUAAGUAAAUAAAACAUCACCGUCAUAAUUAUUUAUACAUGGGGUUUCUGCUCAGUUUAAAAUGGGCGCAAUUCACAUGAAGCAAGUACUCUAAACAGAUGGGUAUAUGUAAGACGGUCAAUUGUCCACCAACUUAAAACACUAGUGCACCAGUGAGGCAUUGAUUUUUUUUUUAAAAAAGCCAACAGCCCAAUAACUGGUUGGUUAAUUCAAAUCACUAUGUGAAAUUGACCCCGAACCACCUAUUGGCCCUUACUGAUCCCUUAGAUUAGCCAAGUCACAGUGCUGUGGUAAAGGAAGAAAAGUCAAAUUAUCCCUUCUAUGUAACUCUUAAAGGUACAUAGGCCCCCUCAGGCUCUCAACACAGGAACUCUAAGGCCACUGGGCCCACAAUCUCCAAAGCUCCCUUACCUUUCCAUUUCUUUCUUGCUAAUGGUACAAAACCACUCCUGUCCUUUUUGCCCUGUGUGACGUUUCCUCGUGUCCCACUUUCUCCUUAAACUCCUGUCAUUCAACAUUGUACCACCACUCAUUUCCUCAACUCCCUGCUUUUCAGUCCAUUUCAUUUGCUGCUUAGCUUCCCCCCCCUUCACCUCACACCACUAUCAAUUCUGCACCUGGGUUAGGUAACUCAAGGAAAUUCUCUAUCUCCUGGGGCCCACUUAGCUUUCCAGUUUGGGGUCACCUUGCUUUAGCAUAUAGCUCUUCCUAUCCCUACAGCUCAUGUUAGGGAUUCCCCCAGCCAGAGAUUUCACUUUCGUCAUGAAACCUAGAAUGUUCAGAAUAUUCUGUGGGCAAUUUCACACUGUAGAAUGUUCUUGAACAUCAAGGUAGCUCAAUGAAACAUUGCCAAGGGAUACUACUACCACCGCUGCCACCAGUUCCUCCAGUGAAUCACACUAUGAAUUGUAAAGGUGUGGUAUACUGUCUGCAAACAGAACAUCAUUGCUUCAGCUCUGCUCCCAGUUUCAAUAGUCAACCAUAGUAGGUAUUCAAUACACAUUUGGAAGCACUUUGGAACAAGGUUAAUGCCUAUUUAACUGAUAUUAACUCUCCCGUUGUGUUCAUGUGCAUCCUGCCAGGUCUAAUUUCCUUGUUUCUUGAGCUUAUGCCCUUCUGAAACAGCAUAGAAAAUAGGCAAAAGGUGCGAGAGCCUGCAAUUUCCGAAUGUUUAAAUGCAAAUCUGAUGCCUCCGAUUGGCAACGGUCAUUGGAAGCUUGCCAACCGUUCAUCAGACGGUUUCUGACCGCAAUGAUAUUACAAAGGCUCUCUUCUUUUGCAAUUUUGUCUCACUUUCAUGAUGUAAGUAGGGGAAAUUAAUGUCAGAGUCUAUCCUUAGUGCAACAAAGGACUUAAGUUUCCAUGAGCCAUGGGCAACGUCCUUAAGCUAAGCCUUUUCAAACUAUUGGAAAAAUUUGAAUCUGUGAAACAGCCUUCUUUCUGCUUUUGUUUGACUUCCCGAUCAGAUAGGAUUAAAAGAAGAGAUAUGCACGCAGUAGAGAUGCAGCUGAAACUGCUUCCCGAUUUCGAGGCAGCGGCUCCUACUGCCAAAUAAACAAGCUGCUGUAAAGCUGAGCAGUGACUUGGCAUCUGCUGCAGCAAAAUUUGCAACACAAAGCUGCGUACCACCAUUUGCAAGUGUGUAUAGACAUCCUUUUCAGUCCUGGCCACCCUUUGCGAACCAUCAAGCACUCUGAUGAAGGCUAUCCUCUGGGAUCGUAGGGAAUAAUGCAUGUAGUGUGUUUACGUACUCCGACACGGUGAAGAGAGCUGAAGUAGAGAUGAUGUACACAUUCCUUAUGGCUCGAAUUCUACAAAAUUAAGAACAGCACAUGCUAGCUAAUGUAGUUAGCUAAAUGCAUAAUUCCAAUUACUGUUAAUAAGUCAAUGGUUCGGAAAUGUUUUACCCCAAAGUCUCCAGUUCAAUAUCAGUGGUUGGGAUUGGGGUGGCGGUUGGCGGUUGGUUGCCCCUCUAAAGAGCAAUCCCUCUAAGUUAUAGUCAGUGGAUACAGUUUUGUUGCAUUGUGGUCAAAGUCAAAACUCCCGAAUGACUUCAUGACAUCGGGAUUUCCCUACCGCCUCCAGUGUAUUGCCCAGUUAUAUGUGUGUUGUCAUGUAUUCCCAUAUAUUAACCCCCAAACCAAGUAUUAAUAUAAAUUACUGUUGCUGAGAUACACUUUCGCUUAACAACUGGUCAUGCAUCACCGGAAAUUCUGACUUAACUGCCGUGAUCAAUCAGGGCAAGCAAAUGGUCCAUCAUUUCUUAGCAUGAGCUACCUCAUCUAUUGAAGCUGGGAUGCAUUUAAUAAUCUAGUGUUUGUUCUAGAUACAACAAGGUGCUAUGCUUCUGUUAUAAUUCCAAGAAUGGAUAUAGGCAGGGCAAUAUAAGGCAGGGCAAUAUAAUAUAAUAAAGUAAAAUGGUUUGUUUGUUUUUUUAAUUAAAAAAAAAGGGAAUGGUGCUAAACUGGUGUCUGUAAAAUCCUGAGAAAAUAAAAGGCUGUUGCCAUCAACUUAUUUUUUGGGUAGAAUUUAGUAUUAGUUUUCUGGUGUCUGGGAGAAAGUUAUUCUGUGCAUUUUUCUCCCUUAUGGUUAUACCAUAUACGGAAUGCUGUGUACAUCAGCGUAUCUUUUUUUUACACAGAGCAUGUGGAUACAGAGGUCCGUUCCUUCCUUGAAGAAUUAUGCUCUCUCAUUUCUUGUUUUGUUUCUUUUGAAAAUAAACACACACAAAAAAGAAAGAAAAGCCAUACGCAUAGCUUUAUUCAUGUAUCUUUGCAAAGCAUUUAAUUAAAUACAAGUUUCUUGUUGA